This is a messenger RNA of Sordaria macrospora k-hell, 1566 nucleotides long. The record is from RefSeq and is a predicted model, not a curated record. NCBI's taxonomy places the organism in Eukaryota, Fungi, Ascomycota, Sordariomycetes, Sordariales, Sordariaceae.
AUGCUCUUUGCUGUCAAAGACCAUCCACUAUACAGGGCUCAGUUACUUUUGGCCCGCGCGGCCGGGGGCCUUGAGUCUCUUCCCUCCGGCAUACAGAGGAUGGAUAAGGUGGCGGAGAUAUUCAGCACGCAUAUCCGGCCCCCAAGCCAGACCGAAGCCUCCGCCGCCUCCGCCGCCCCGGCUUCCACUCGCUCCCAAGAUGGUCCCCAGCCAAGGGCCAUGUUCCAAGCCCCCUCGGCCGCCUGCCGGGACUUUGAUCCUUUCAUCACCUCUGACCUGGGCGAGUGGAUGGGCCGAAUCAAACACGUGCUGAGUAUCGCUCUCGGAAAUCCUGACUGCACGGACGAGGACAGGAAGGAGAUUGCAGACAUCUGGCGGGACGACAUUUGUAACGAGGUCAAGUAUAUUGUCGGGUUCAUUCGGCAGAACAAGGAGUCCCUGGUUGCGGCUUGGGAGGCCGGCAAGCCUUAUCUGGGCCCCGACACCAAGGCUGGUAGGGAGAGGAUGAGGAAUGAGCACCAAGCUAAGAUGAUCUCUGGGCUUGCAGAGAAUACUCCUCGCGAGACUGUCAAUUCUCCCAGAGAGAGUCGCACUUCUGCUUUCCCUGCUUCUUCCAUUGCCGCUGCAUCUCCCCGGGCCUUGCUCUUGACUACCCUUGAUGACGCUGAAGCUAAAUCGUACGCGGCUCUCGUCAACCUAAGGAAUCAACGAGGGGCCUUGGAGGAGCAAAAUAUGCGACUGUAUUUUGCCAACAUUCACAAACAGAUGUACGACUUUUCCCUCCCCUUAGAUCGCGAUUUUCCCAGAAGCAGUAAUAUUACCUCUACUGACGAAUAUUGUACCAGGGAACAUUGGCGUACUUCUGCCCCGGCCACAGUGGCAAGUGAGGGACUGCAACACAUGCGCCUACCUCGCUUCAAACAACACUCGACGGCCCCUGAAUCGGGUUCUCUCGGCCACAAGGAGGAGUUUGUGGAAGCUACGCGGACAGCUUUGGGGUCUUUGUCGCUCUCGGAACAAAACAGACGGAACAAUAAUACCCCAGCUCCCGAGAGAGUAGGCCAGCAGCAGUGCAAGGACGAGGGUUACGACGCAUUGGGUAUGGGCUACUCAUCACCCAAAGACGAUGAAGACAACGGCCACGACAACGGCAACGACAACGACAACGACAGCGACCACGACCACGACCACAGCCACGACCACGACCACGACCACAACGACUACGACUACUACGAACAGGGUCAGGCCCAACCCCAGGACCAACACCCUUUCGAGCAGCAGCAGCAGCAGCAACAACAACAACAUCAGCAACAGCAGCAACAACAGCAACAGGAACAGCAGCAACAGCGACACCAGCUUGUCGACCUCUCCAUCGAACAGGAUACUCAGAGGAUGAGGGAACUGGAAACCUUAGCCAUGAGAAUGAUGCGGAGAUGUAAGGGCCACCGUCAUCUGACUAAUAAACAGAUCUGUACUGACUCCUCUGAUAAAGUGUAUGAUCCUACGGUGAACCUAAACGAUCCUAACGAUGACUACUCCAACGAAGGCGCAGGCCCUGCAUGUUAA